AUGAAUACUUUAAUUAUUUUUGGAUCCGUUGCAUACAAUCCGCCUAGCGAAAUCACGACUGUCAAAGAGGUACAAGACACUGUGGAGGGUUUCCAACAUUCAUGGAAAGAAUCACCCAGCUGCAUGGAGUCGUCUUUGGCUAUGCACUGA
This is a messenger RNA of Heterostelium album PN500, 150 nucleotides long. RefSeq lists its product as uncharacterized. Lineage: Eukaryota; Evosea; Eumycetozoa; Acytosteliales; Acytosteliaceae. The coding region runs from base 1 to 150 and encodes 49 amino acids. The record is from RefSeq and is a predicted model, not a curated record. The transcript has a single exon.